AUGACAUUCCAAUCGACUUGGAAACAUAUUUAUACGAAUCCGUGGUAUUUUGAACGGUUAAAUUUAUCGAUGUUAGAUGAAAAAGAUUCAGAAAAUGUUUGUUCAAAUGUGAAAUAUUUAAGAGUUGAUCAGCAAAGUUCAAAUCUUUCAAUGCGUUUUCCAAAUAUCCAAAAAAUGAUCAUUCAAUCUCAAAUGAAUUUUUCGUUCGAAGAAUUUCAACGAUUUCGAUAUCUGAAACAUUUAAUUAUCCAUGGUGAACAAUUGAUUUUUCCCUGCUUACUCAACCGUAUUCAUCGAUUAACAUUGUCAACGAACCUUGAAUUAUUAAAUUCAUCGAAUGUUUUCCCAAUCUUUAUUCAAUUGACUUGA
This is a messenger RNA of Adineta ricciae, 369 nucleotides long. NCBI's taxonomy places the organism in Eukaryota, Metazoa, Rotifera, Eurotatoria, Adinetida, Adinetidae. The record is from the annotation of a GenBank genome assembly.